This is a messenger RNA of Pseudocercospora fijiensis CIRAD86, 345 nucleotides long. RefSeq lists its product as uncharacterized. Lineage: Eukaryota; Fungi; Ascomycota; Dothideomycetes; Mycosphaerellales; Mycosphaerellaceae. The record is from RefSeq and is a predicted model, not a curated record. Bases 1 to 345 code for a protein of 114 amino acids. The transcript has 2 exons.
AUGGUGACGGCCACUACGACUCACGCAACCCAAGCUGCUCCUGCCAAUCAGGCUGGUCCUGCUAACCAGACGGAGGAGGAGUCCCACUCAUUGGUGGCAACGGCAAAAGCGACUCAAAUAACGGACGAGCUGGGCGAUGAAUUCUCGUGGAAGAGCCUGGCAGCCGAAUCUGAAACUCCAGAGAACCAGGCAUCCAAGCAACCGAAAGUCAUGCUCUACCGAGACACAGCAGUCCAAACCGACUUGACCGAUCCGCUCAUUGAGUUCCAUGCCAGAGAAGACCAAUACGUGAAGGCCGCUGCGACUCACAAUCUUAGUACAACAGCUACGACCUCCUUACUCUGA